CCCCCAGGGAAGCUCUUCAUGCUGCCAACAUGUGGAGCUCCCCGGGGCCCCUCUGGGCGGUUGUGAUGCUGGUUGUGACCGCUGUGCACGCGGGGGUGAAGGUGACCCCAGAUGUGAAGUACACCAAGACAAAGCCCUCACAGCUGGUGGGCCACGACCCCUCUCACACCACCCUGGGACCCCUCACGGCAGCACCAGGCAGAGCCAAGUUACCCACCCUGAGCCCUGCAGCCCCAGGGUCCACCACGCUCUUCCCCUUUGAGAACUACACACUGGACACAGCUGAUUUCUUCUUCAACUGCUGCGACUGCUGCCCAGCUGCUGUGGGGCCCCAGGGACUGCCAGGGGAGCCAGGACCCCCAGGUCCCAAGGGUGAGAAAGGAGAUGUUGGUCUGCAAGGUCUGCCAGGAACUCCAGGUCCUCAGGGUCCAAAAGGUUCUAAAGGAGAAAGAGGAGGCAAAGGGGAGCAAGGGGAGCGAGGAUUAAGCGGAAGCCCCGGUUAUCCAGGCAAACCUGGGCUGCAAGGUGAAGCUGGAGCAAAAGGCAGUAAGGGCAGCUACGGCUUCCCCGGACUGAAGGGACAAAAGGGGUCCAAAGGGGACACUUGUGAGAAUGGGACCAAAGGAGACAAGGGAGACAGGGGGGAUGCUGGAGACCCAGGAGUGGAUGGAGAACAGGGUGACAAAGGGGAGAAGGGAGACACAGGGGAGAAGGGGUACUGUGGGGAGCCAGGGGGGAGAGGUGCAAAGGGGGAGAGAGGGGAAGGGGGGAUGAAGGGAGAGAAAGGCAGCAAAGGGGAGAUGGGAGCUGAGGGUGCUCAGGGGCUGGAUGGAAAACAAGGAGAAAAAGGAGAGAGAGGAAGUAAGGGUGAAAAAGGGGACCUGGGACCUGCUGGCAUGAUGGGACCUUCUGGACCUAAGGGGGUUGCUGGCAGCAAGGGGGUUCGAGGGGCCCCGGGAAAGAAAGGCUCCCGCGGGCUGAAGGGCGCCCGAGGGGACACGGCCAAGGUUCUGCGGUCGGCGUUCAGCGCCGGCUUGUCCAAGCCCUUCCCUCCUCCCAACGUCCCCAUCAGAUUUGACAAGAUCUUGUACAACGACCAAGAAGAUUACAACCCUUCCACGGGGAAAUUCAACUGCAGUGUGCCCGGAGCCUACGUCUUCUCCUACCACCUGACGGUCCGGGGGCGUCCGGCCCGUGUCAGCCUCGUCGCCCGCAGCAGGAAGGUGGCCAGAGCCCGGGAGACACUCUACGGCCAGGAGAUUGACCAGGCAUCCUUCCUGACUGUUCUGAAGCUGAGUGCAGGUGACCAGGUGUGGCUGGAGGUGGCACGAGACUGGAACGGGGUCUACGUCAGCGCGGAGGAUGACAGCGUCUUUACGGGGUUUCUUCUGUAUCCAGAUGUUUUUGAGAUCCUGCUGUAGAUUUAAAGGGCAAAGGUGGUGCUGAGAAACUUGCCUUUCCCUCUGCCUGUGAGAGGAGAAACCAGCAUCAGUUUAGCAUAUCGAUUUAGUUGUUAGUUUUUUU
Messenger RNA from Apus apus (common swift), 1524 nucleotides. RefSeq names its product otolin 1 (gene OTOL1). The record is from RefSeq and is a predicted model, not a curated record. Lineage: Eukaryota; Metazoa; Chordata; Aves; Apodiformes; Apodidae. Gene Ontology annotation, molecular function: protein binding. The coding region runs from base 30 to 1421 and encodes 463 amino acids. The transcript has 5 exons.